UUUCUCGAAGUGGGUCAUGGAAAGUAGGCAUUACGGCCACAAGGUGUCACUGCAAGUGUUGCCCUAUUGUUUCUGAAUUUCACGUUUCAGAACUGGUUCCAAAACUGCAUGAUGAGGAUAUUAACGGUUCUCGCAACGUUGGGCUUUGUUUUCACGCUAUGUGAAGCCCAGCGGUGGGUCAGCAGACCGAAACCACAAGUGGACAGCGAAUUUCAGUCAGCUAAAAGCAAGGUUAGCCUGUCAUGCGACACCGGCAAGAUGGUGUUCAAGAUGAACUUCGUCGAGCCUUUCUCGGGAGUCGUGCAAAUCGGACCCAAAGCCACUCGAGAGUGCACCCUCCGAGGGGAUAGGAGACGGACUUCCUAUACGUUAACUGUAUCGCCAGACGCUUGUGGAAGCUGCAAAGGACAUACGUGCUCCCCUGGUACUUUCGUCAACUCCCUAUAUAUACGGUAUCAUCCUACCUUAGAACGUGACGGCGAUGAUGUGAAAACUGUGAUAUGCAAAUACCAAGCUGGAUCCAUUCAAGCCGGUUAAGAAUGAGGCUGCCAUCUAUCGGCAAUGAAUGGAAAGAAUAAAGUCGUCUGCUCAUAUCGGAAAGGACACGAUUACAUUAUUCUUUUGUCAAGAUCUAAUCGUGAAGAUUCCAUACUAUUUUUUUACUUUUGUCUUAAUAAACAUUUUGUUACAAAUUA
This is a messenger RNA of Argiope bruennichi, 695 nucleotides long. RefSeq lists its product as uncharacterized. The transcript has 4 exons. The record is from RefSeq and is a predicted model, not a curated record. Bases 109 to 537 code for a protein of 142 amino acids. Lineage: Eukaryota; Metazoa; Arthropoda; Arachnida; Araneae; Araneidae.